CAAUGAAUAUGCCUAAAAACUGGCUACAAUUUCAGACCUCUAUUGUCAAGCUCGUCGUUCAAAGAUUAAACCAAAAGCUGAUUAAAAAAUGUCAACGCAGUCGAAUCCUGUUUACAUUGGCUCACGAAAAUCAGGCACGGAUGUUGAGCAAUUCUACAAGGAAGCCUUGGAAAAUGCUUCCAAUUUCAACUCUAGGAUGAUGUCAGAACGGAAGUUGAGGCUUCCGUUUCUGGACUCCCAGACCGGUGUUGCCCAGAACAACUGCUUCCUCUGGUUCCAGAAGCGUCAUAGAGCUCAGGGCCAGGAACGGGGCCAGCUGUAUACCUACCCAUCCAGGAGAUGGAGGAAGAAACGCAAGAAUCACCAGCCAGUCCCUGUGGAGAUUGCAGAUAGUAGGAUUCUUGCUGAAGCUUUAGGCGCAGAUCUUAGUGAUUAUUCAGGCGAGGUACCAGUAGAGACAGCUAUCAACCCAGAACAUGACCCAACCCACAGCUAUGGAGGCAUCACCAUCCAUCCGGUCCAUCAAGAAUCUGAGGAUAUCCUGAGACACCUGGAAGCUGUGGAUGUCUUCCCAGAUGCUGGCGAGAUCGACAGACCAGGUUCAGAGAGCGACGAGGACUAUGAGGUGUCUGCUCGCAAGAAGAAGCAGAAGAAGGGUCGUGGUACUGGAGGAGGAGGAGGACGUAGAUCAAGGGGAGGAGGAGGUGGAGGAGAUGGUGAGAUGCCACUACUAACUGCUGAAGAUAAACCAUUUGCAUGUAAAGUAUGCAAAAAGCGGUAUAAGAACCGUCAGGGUCUGAGCUACCACACGCAGCACACUCACCAGGCCGAGUUAGAGACCAGCAUGGAGGAGAAUGACUCGCAGCCCUCACCCCUGGAGCCUGUGGCCGAUCCACGUAAGCAUCCAGUCAAGAACAGUAUGGAUCUAGAAGCUACCUCCGUGUCCGCUGUGACAAGCGCAAGCGAAGAUAGUUUAGGCGAAGUAUCCAAGUCCAGUAAAGGAGGAGGCGGACCAGAAACCAACAACUACUGUGACUUCUGCCUUGGUGAUGCUACAGAGAACAAGAAGACUCAGACACCAGAAGACCUCAUCUCCUGUUCAGACUGUGGUAGAUCAGGUCAUCCAACCUGUCUCCAGUUCACUGAUACCAUGAUUCAGAAGGUCAAAGGUUAUCGCUGGCAGUGCAUCGAGUGCAAGUCCUGUGGACUCUGUGGCACUUCAGACAAUGAUGACCAACUGUUGUUCUGCGAUGACUGUGAUAGAGGAUACCACAUGUAUUGUCUCAAUCCACCGAUGCAGGCACCACCCGAAGGGAGCUGGAUCUGUGACCUGUGCAAGGUGUGAAAACAAGUGUGCACCAUCUCCACUCAUUUUUGCCGAACCAUAAGAAGAUAAUACUUCAACACCCUGACUUAAAGACGUACAUUACAUUUGAAUGCUACAGUAUACACAUUGAUCAAUAUUUUUGCCAAAUGCCAACCGAGGCUGAAUGUGAUUGUUGUUAUAAGGUGAAUUGAGCUUAACUUGAGGAAAGGGUAUGACCAGUGGAACAUUCAAAUUGUUCUACUGUGUAUGUCAUUAAAAGAUAGAUGUACUUGAAAUGGUUUAUAUUGAAGACCCACUUGCAGAUUGUGAAAAAUUUGUUUGUUCUGUCAAGUUACCGUGUUACAAGUGUCGUUGAAGUAUAAACAUGCUUUGUUAUGAAAAUGAGUGCAUUACUAGCAUUUCCUCAUGGUUAUUUAUACAUUUUGUCCCUUCCCAAAGGUCUUCAUUUGUAGCGCAUGUAUGUAGAAAAUAAUAUACAUGUACAUGUAUAUAUUAUAAAAAUCAUGUAACCUGAAUCUACCCAAUAGACCCACUGAGAUAAUGCAAAUUUUGGCUCAAUUUCUGCUUUGAUCAAAACUAAUCAACUCAAUAUGAUCAUCUUCUGUUCAUAGUUUGUACAUGUAUGUGGUAUUGUUGGCAGUGCUAAUGCUGUCUUGCCGAAUAUGUUGUAUUCUUGAAGAGGAAGCAUGAAGAAUGUUAUUUUUUUAGUUGGUAAUAUUUCGAGUAGCAAUUAGUGUAGAAGUAUUAUAGAUAAGCUGUAUAAUAUUUAUUCAGUCAUCAUUUUAGGUAGUUUUUGUUGUAUGUGCUGUAUAUAUUUCCGUGGUCCACAUUCCACUGUGACCUUGCCAGAACGGCAUUAAUGUGAAAGCCAAAAUUAUUAAAGCAAGUCUGUUCCAAAUCGA
This is a messenger RNA of Strongylocentrotus purpuratus (purple sea urchin), 2229 nucleotides long. RefSeq names its product zinc finger protein ubi-d4 B. Gene Ontology annotation, biological process: nervous system development. The record is from RefSeq and is a predicted model, not a curated record. The coding region runs from base 89 to 1345 and encodes 418 amino acids. Gene Ontology annotation, cellular component: nBAF complex. The transcript has 9 exons. NCBI's taxonomy places the organism in Eukaryota, Metazoa, Echinodermata, Echinoidea, Camarodonta, Strongylocentrotidae.